Molecule: messenger RNA, 935 nt
Organism: Paramecium pentaurelia
Lineage: Eukaryota; Ciliophora; Oligohymenophorea; Peniculida; Parameciidae
Source: the annotation of a GenBank genome assembly
AUGGGAUACUAAAUCUUGUAAAUAGCUCUCUUUCUUUAAAAUGGAUACUGCAAGAAUAGAUAUGCUUACAAUUUCAAGUAGAGCAAUACAGCAACUAAUUAAUUAAAAAUUGUCUUUUUCAUUCAAAAAUAUAUUUACAUAUAAAAAUUCUCUACUUUAACUCUAUUAGCUUAAACUAGUUAUAAUAUCAUAAAUUUAUGGGAUUUAAAAACCUUAAAACAGUAAUAAUUUGAAAUGGAUGGUCAUUCUUAUUCUGGUUAUAAAGUAUGUAUUCCUCAGAUGGUUUCCAAAUGGUAACAGGAUCAUCGGUUGAAAUAAUUAGAUGGGAUUUGGUUGAAUUAAAAAAGCUUGAUAUAUUAAUGAAGGGUUAAAGACUUCCAUCCCUAUUUUUUAAUUCACCUUAAUAAUCAAUAUUUUAUCGCAAAGGGUGAACAAGAAUUCUUUCAUAUCUUGAAAUUUAAUACUAAAUAUAUUACUGAAUUUGGUGUUAACCUAUCUGGUAAUAAUAAUUUAGCUUAGAUUAGAAUCUACUUAUUUGGUAGAUUGAUAAAUCUAAAAUAUUUCUUUUGAAUUUGGAAAAAAUUAGUAAAUAGAAAUAAUUACCGUUUUAAUCCGAUUCAAAGAUUCAAUCAAGAACGAUUAUACUUUCAACAAACUUGCUUAUAAGAAGCAAUCCAUUAGAGUUUAUUUCCGUAAACAAUAAAUUAGAGUUAAAAAAUGAAUAGAUUGUUGGUAUAUCAGUUAGUUAAAUAAGGAAAAUUGCAUUUUGUGCUAUUUCAUUAAUGUUGGCUUUACAAGAUUAAUCAUAUUCUCUUAAUAUCUGGUUAAUUGAAAAAAAAUAAAAAUAGCUAAUUUAUUUUCUAAUGAAAAAAUAUUAAAAUUUUAUCAAUGAAUUUUUCCGAUAAUAGUAAGAUAUUAAUUUCAUGUCACAUUGA